This is a messenger RNA of Chlorella variabilis, 2029 nucleotides long. RefSeq lists its product as hypothetical. Gene Ontology annotation, molecular function: magnesium ion transmembrane transporter activity. NCBI's taxonomy places the organism in Eukaryota, Viridiplantae, Chlorophyta, Trebouxiophyceae, Chlorellales, Chlorellaceae. Gene Ontology annotation, biological process: magnesium ion transport. The record is from RefSeq and is a predicted model, not a curated record. The coding region runs from base 143 to 1702 and encodes 519 amino acids. The transcript has 11 exons.
AGCAGUUUCAGCUCUUGGCGCAGUUGACUGCUUGAGUCGCAGACCGGCAAGCACUCCGCCGCCGCGGUGCCGCCCAGAUAGCUGACCGGGUGAUCGAUGUGAUCGUGCUCCUGCCCCGGCUGACUGUCAGGGGCAACGCACGAUGGAGAACGGCAAGGCCGCCGGCCAGCUCUCACAGCUGAACAAUAUGCCCGCCUCAGACAAGGGCUCGUCGGUGCCGGCUUCCGAGAAGGUGGCUCACUUCCUGCCUGACAGCGCCGCCGCCGCGGCAGCAGCUGCUGGCGGCGCGAAGGCCAAGGCACAGGUCAAGGCCGCCUUUGCCGUGCGCAAGUGGCUGGCGGUCAAUGCGCAAGGCGAGGUGCGGCACCUGGAGCUCGCCAAGCUGCGCGUGACGCAGGGGCUGGGCGUCCAGCUGCGGGACCUGAGGCUGCUGGACCCUCAGCUGGCCACCAGCUACCCGUCUGCCAUCCUGGCUCGUGAGCGCGCCAUAGUGGUCAACCUGGAGUUCAUAAAGUGCAUCAUCGCCAUGGACAACAUCUACAUCACCAACCUGGACGACCAAAACACGGUGGCAUUCGUGGAGGAGCUUCAGCGGCGGCUGCGCGCCGCCGCCGUGGCCGCGGAGGCCGCCGCCGCCGCCGGCCCCAGCGGCCUGUUCAUGUCGCAGUCAGUCGCCAACCUGCCAGGCGCCGCAGGCGGCGCCUCGUCUGGCAACCUGCCUGGCGGCGGCGGCGUGCCGCUCAGCUCCAUCUCUGCCGCCCACGAGGAGCUGCCCUUUGAGCUGCGGUGCCUGGAAAUAGGGCUGGACACCGUGUCUCAGUACCUGGAGCGCCUGACCGGGGACCUGGAGGCGGCGGCGCACCCGGCCUUGGAUGCGCUGACGGGCAAGAUCAACACCAGCAACCUGGAGCGCGUGCGCCGCAUCAAGAACAGGAUGGUGCGGCUGACCACCCGCGUGGAGACGCUGCGUGAGGUGCUGGAGAAGUUCCUAGAUGAUGACUCAGACAUGAAGGACCUGAACCUGACAGCAAAGGAGGAUGAGCGGCUCGAGCUGUUCAACCGCCACGUGCGGUCGGGCGCUGCCACGCCUUUCGACGUGCCGCUGCCCUACACCGGCGCCAGCGGGGCUGAGGCCACGGGGCUGGAGGCGAUGACGCCCAUGACGCCCAAGAGCGCCUCCUCGGCUUCCUCCGACUCGACAGAUCUGGAGGACGACCCCGAUGUGGCGGUGGUGGAGAUGCUUCUGGAGCCCUACUUCAUGCAGGCGAGCGGCUGGAGGGCGUCGCGCCGCGCCGCGUGUGCAGCCGGCUGCGUGCGGCGGCGGGCAGGCGAGAGCGGGGCGCAGGGUGGGCUGGCGAUCGGGAGGCUCACUGGGCGAUGCCGCCAAAUCGACAACACGUACAACAAGCUGCAGACGCUGUGCGAGUACAUCGACGACACAGAGGACUAUAUCAACAUAGAGCUGGACUCGCACCGCAACGCUCUCAUCCGGCUGGACCUGGUGCUCACCUCCUUCAGCGCCUCCGUGGCCCUGGUGACCGCCAUCACGGGCCUGUUUGCCAUGAACGUGAUGCUGCAGCCGGACACAGAGGGGCAGGCACCCUUUGGCUGGUUUCUGGCUGUGUCCAUCAGCACCGGCGUGGGAGCCAUCUUCAUCUUCACUGCCGUCAUGAUCUACUGCCGCUGGAAGCGGCUGAUCUGAUGGCGGCGCCGGUGUGGCGCUACAAGGGGCUAGCCCGGCGCCUCCUCGGUUGGCCCCGGCGGCAGCCAGGUUUUGUGCAGGGUGCACCUCGUGGAAAACAGUGCCGUGCCACUCCUCACCCGUUUACCACUGCCAUCCACGGUCGGUUGGCGGCCCUGCAGACCCCAUUCAAACUCCCAAUGACCCUACCCAUCUGUUCGCAUGUUCCUAUCUCCCUUUUGUGAGCUGCUAGCCAUUUUGUUCCUGUGUGCCGUGUUUUCGGCCCCCACUGGCGCGCGCACGGAAAUUCCUUCCCUCUCAUGCAAUGCACUGUAAACCAACGCCAUC